AACUCAACUCAUAUCUCCUCUCUCUGUGUGUCUUCAAAAAUACAACCCUGAAAUAGAGGAAACAGAGGGUGAAAGGGAAGUUACAGUCCCAGUCUCUCUUCUUCUUCUUCUCCUUCUCCUUCUCCUUCAUUACUCACUGCUACCCACCUCUCUCUCUCUCUCUCUCUCUCUCUCUCUCCAUUAAAAACACUCUGAGCUUUGUAGGAAACUCUCCUGUUCUUCCUUUGUUUGCAGAAAAAAAAACCAACCUCAUUUGUUCUUUUUCCUAUCAUAAAACAAAGAACUUCUGCUUCUUUCUUUUUUGGAAUUUUUUCUUGUUGAAUUCAAUUCAUUUGGGAUCUCUGAUCAAUUAAUUUCACCCCCAUUGUUGUUAUUUGUGAAAUUAUUGUACUACUUACUACUACCUGGAUAAUUAUUCUGAUUGUUGUUAUUCAUAACUGAAAGAGGAAAUUAUGAGUAAAGAAGAGUUCUUGAAGAUCCAGACUUGUGUUCUGAAAGUGAAUAUACACUGUGAUGGAUGUAAACAAAAAGUGAAGAAAUUAUUGCAGAAAAUUGAAGGAGUAUAUAAAACAAGCAUAGAUUCAGAACAAGGGAAGGUGACAGUUUCUGGUAAUGUUGACCCAAAUGCUCUGAUUAAGAAGCUUGUCAAAGCUGGUAAACAUGCAGAGCUUUGGGGUUCUCAAAAACCACAACAACCCAACAAUAAUCAGAAUCAAAAUCAGCUCAAUGCACAGUUCAAGAACAUUAAAAUUGAGAGUGGUGGUAAAGGUGGUAAAGACCAACAACAACAACAAAAAGGAGGACCUCCACAACAACAACAACAGCAGCAGCAACAGAAAGGAGGACCUCCACCAAAUCCACAGCAGCAACAUCAAUUGCAACAGCAGCAGAUGAUGCAGCAAUUAGCACAGAUGAAAGGGUUUAAAGAUCUUAAAUUACCAAAUUUGAAAGAUCCAAAAUCAGUGAAGUUUGACGAUGAAGAUGAGUUUGAUGAUGAUGAUGAUGAUGAAUUUGACGAUGAAGAUGAUGAAUUUGAUGAUGACGAUUUCGAUGAUGAUGAGUUUGAUGAUGAUUUUGAUGAUCCAAAUCAUCCUAUCAAUAAGAUGAAACCUAUUGGUGGUGGAGGAGGAGGACCUCAGAUGAUGUUGAAUAAAGCAGGUGGUGGUGGUAUGCCACCAAAUGGGAUGAUGAUGCCUAAAGGAGGACCAGGGGGUGGUGGUAUGCCUCCAAAUGGGAUGAUGAUGCCUAAAGGAGGACCAGGCGGUGGUAUGCCUCCAGGAAUGAUGAUGUCAAAUGGUAUGCCUCCAGGUAUGAUGCCUAAAGGUAUGCCUCCGGGUAUGAUGCCUCCGGGUAUGAUGAUGGGUAAUGGUCAGCAGCAUCCUCAGAUGAUGAAUAACAAAGUUGGUGGAGGUGGUGGAAAUCCUGCUGCAAAUAAUGGUGGUGCUGGAAAUGGUGGCAAGAAAGGAGGUGGUGGUAAUGGCCCUGUGCCGGUACAAAUGAAGGGUAAUCCUGGAAAUAAUGAUGGCAAAAAUGGAGGUAAAAAAGGAGGUGGUGGUGGAGGAAAUCCAAAUCAAGCUGGUGGUGGUGGUAAAAAUGGCAGCAAAGGUGGAAAUUCACAAGAUUUAAAAAAUGUUAUGAAUGGUGGAGGUGGGAACAAUAAAGGCAUGCCAAACAAUGUCAACAAUGGUGGAAAGAAAGGUGGCGGCAAAAUGGACAAUAUGCUUCCGGGUGAUUUUCAUGAAAUUAAUAUGGCACAAGGUCGUGGUGGUGCUGGUGGUGGUGGAAAUGGAAAUGGAGGUGGUCCGAUGGGGAAUUUUCCGAUGGGUCAAAAAGGGAACAUGCAGAUGAGUGGUCAGAUGGGUAAUAAUAUGCCAAUGGGCAUGGGAGGUCAGAUGGGCAACAUCCCUGCUGCUGUUCAAGGUCUACCAGCAUCCGCCAUGAAUGGCGGCGGAGGACCACCACCAGGAUAUUUCCAAGGAGGCCCAAGACCUGAAGGCAUGGGAGGAGUAAACCCACAACUUCAACAACAGCAGCAGCAGCAGCAGCAAUACAUAGCUGCUAUGAUGAUGCAGCAGCAACAAAUGCAACAACAGCAACAGCGUGCAGCAGCUGCUGCUAACAUGGGUAAUAACAAUCCUGAAGGUUUCCAUCCAAUGAUGUACGCGCGACAACCACCAGCUGUGAAUUACAUGGCACCGCCGAUCCAAAUGCAGCCACCGAUGAGCGAUCCAUACACGCAUUACUUCAGUGACGAAAACACCAGUAGUUGCAAUGUGAUGUAAAUUUUUGAAGCUGGAAAGUCACUAAACCUUCUGCUUUGCAUCAGUGAUGGAUCAUGGAUGGUGUCGGUGAGCGUUCGAUCAAGACUGUUUUGCUAAUUAUACAUGAAAGUUGGAGUUGAUGUUCAAUUUUUCUUGUUCUUAGGGUUUAUAUAAAUCUAUCUAUGUUAAUUAGGGAUUUAAUAAGUAAUUUAUAGAUUACUAUAUAUAAAUCAAAAAGUUUUAGGUUGUAGUAGUAGCUCUUAUGACACUCUAUAAGAUGCAAGUUAAACAGAGAAAUGAGAGGUGUAAGAGAAGUGUAAGAGAGAAAAGAGAGUUCUUUUUAGUAAUGUUGUUAAAUAUGUGUUUAUAUGUUGGAAAAACUAAUAAGAGAAACAAAUGAUUGAGGCCACAAACAUGCCUCUGCAUUCAGACUUUAAA
Molecule: messenger RNA, 2699 nt
Organism: Papaver somniferum (opium poppy)
Lineage: Eukaryota; Viridiplantae; Streptophyta; Magnoliopsida; Ranunculales; Papaveraceae
Product: heavy metal-associated isoprenylated plant protein 33-like
Exons: 3
Coding region: 453-2282 (609 amino acids)
Molecular function (GO): metal ion binding
Source: RefSeq, a predicted model, not a curated record